This is a messenger RNA of Micropterus dolomieu (smallmouth bass), 2436 nucleotides long. RefSeq names its product solute carrier family 12 member 2-like. Gene Ontology annotation, molecular function: ammonium channel activity; sodium:potassium:chloride symporter activity. Lineage: Eukaryota; Metazoa; Chordata; Actinopteri; Centrarchiformes; Centrarchidae. The transcript is spliced from 18 exons. Bases 1 to 2436 code for a protein of 811 amino acids. Gene Ontology annotation, biological process: potassium ion import across plasma membrane; chloride ion homeostasis; sodium ion transmembrane transport. Gene Ontology annotation, cellular component: membrane. The record is from RefSeq and is a predicted model, not a curated record.
AUGUCGGGGCAGAAACCGUCCUUGAAGAGCGGCGGCUCCUCUCAGAGCCGCUUCCAGGUGGAUGUGGUUACAGAAGCAUCAUCCACACCGCCCACAGCGGCACCGGCUCCUGCCCCGGCCUCCACCGACGGAUCGAGGCCACCUGACGAGUCCAAAGGCCGGUUCAGGGUGGUGGGGUUCCUGGAUUCGGGCGCGCUGGGCAGCGCGAUGGACAUCGGGCUCCCGCCUGAUGUCUCUCACGAGCUGGACACGGCGAGGAGCGACUCGGUCAGCCUCCAUUCAACGGGCACGGGACAUACUCACAUCUCAGACUCCCACUCCAACACCUACUACAUGAGGACCUUCGGGCACAACACCAUAGACGCAGUGCCCAACAUCGACUUCUACCGGCAGACUGCUGCGCCUUUCGGCGAGAAGCUGACCAGACCGACGCUCUCUGAGCUGCACGAUGAACUCGAUAAAGAGCCAUUUGAGGAUGGUCUGGCCAAUGGAGAAGAGCCAUCAGCAGCUGAGGAGGCUGCAGCGGCCUUGGCAGCUAAGGAGGCGAAAGGAGGAACUGUCAAGUUUGGUUGGGUCAAAGGAGUCUUGAUCCGCUGCAUGCUGAAUAUCUGGGGUGUGAUGCUCUUUAUCCGAAUGUCUUGGAUUGUUGGACAGGCUGGAAUCGGACUGACCAUUGCUAUCAUUCUGAUGGCCACUCUGGUCACCACAAUCACUGGUCUGUCUACCUCUGCCAUAGCAACCAACGGCUUCGUACGAGGAGGAGGAGCGUACUACCUGAUCUCCAGGAGCCUGGGGCCAGAGUUCGGAGGCUCCAUCGGUCUCAUCUUUGCUUUUGCCAAUGCCGUGGCUGUGGCCAUGUAUGUCGUAGGCUUCGCAGAGACAGUCGUUGAGAUGCUUAAUGAUGUUGAUGCUUUGAUGACUGAUCAGCUAAAUGACAUUCGCAUCGUCGGGUGUCUGACAGUCAUUCUGCUGCUGGGAAUCUCUGUAGCUGGCAUGGAGUGGGAAGCCAAGGCUCAAAUUGUCCUCCUUGUGAUCCUGCUGGGAGCCAUCUUUAACUACUUCAUAGGAAGCUUCAUUUCAGUAGAAAGCAAAGAGCCCAAAGGAUUCUUUGGCUACCAAACUGCAAUCUUCUUAGAGAACCUGGGUCCAGACUUCAGAGACGAGGAAACGUUCUUCUCUGUGUUUGCCAUUUUCUUCCCUGCAGCCACUGGGAUCCUGGCUGGAGCCAACAUCUCUGGAGACCUCGCUGACCCUCAGUCAGCGAUCCCUAAAGGUACCCUGCUGGCCAUCCUCAUCACAGGAAUCACCUACGUGGCUAUUGCCAUCUCUGCAGGUUCCUGCAUUGUCCGGGAUGCCACCGGUGAUCACAACGACACGGUUAGCGACACGGUGAACUGUACCGAUGCCGCCUGCACGCUGGGCUACGACUUCUCCAUCUGCAAGGAGGGAGGCUGUCAGUACGGCCUGAUGAACGACUUCCAGGUGAUGAGUUUGGUGUCCGGAUUUGGUCCUCUGAUCACUGCAGGGAUUUUUUCAGCCACUCUAUCCUCUGCUCUGGCCUCGCUGGUCAGCGCACCCAAAGUCUUCCAGGCUCUGUGCAAGGACAACAUCUAUCCAGGGCUGAUUGUGUUUGCGAAGGGUUAUGGGAAGAAUAACGAGCCUCUCCGUGGUUACGUCCUGACCUUCUGCAUUGGCCUCGCCUUCAUCCUCAUUGCCGAGUUGAACAUCAUUGCCCCCAUCAUCUCAAACUUCUUCCUGGCCUCAUACGCUCUCAUUAACUUCUCCGUCUUCCACGCCUCCCUGGCCAACUCUCCAGGGUGGCGUCCCAGCUUCAAGUACUACAACAAGUGGGUGUCCCUUGCUGGGGCGAUCCUGUGCUGCGUGGUGAUGUUUGUCAUCAACUGGUGGGCAGCUCUGGUCACUCUGCUCAUCGUCCUUGCUCUCUACAUCUAUGUCAGCUACAAGAAACCUGAUGUGAACUGGGGUUCGUCCACUCAGGCCCUGAUCUACAACCAGGCUCUGACUCACUGUCUGAACCUCACUGGCAUCGAGGACCACGUCAAAAACUUCAGACCGCAGUGUUUGGUGCUGGCUGGCUAUCCAAACUCUCGUCCUGCUCUGCUUCAACUGGUUAAUUCUUUCACCAAGAACGUCGGCCUCAUGGUCUGCGCUCACGUCAGGACGGUGUCCCGUCGGCCAAACGUUAAGGAGUUGUACCAGGAUCGCUCUCGCUGCCAGCGUUGGCUUAACAAAAAACGGAUCAGGGCCUUCUACAUUCCUGUUUUUGCCGAAAACCUGCGGCACGGGGCCCAGUUCCUCCUGCAGGCUGUCGGUUUGGGUCGUCUGAAGCCCAACACUUUGGUCAUGGGUUUCAAGAACAACUGGAGUGAUGCAGACAUGAGAGAUGUGGAGAUUUAUAUCAACACUAUACAGUAA